Molecule: messenger RNA, 1274 nt
Organism: Xyrauchen texanus (razorback sucker)
Lineage: Eukaryota; Metazoa; Chordata; Actinopteri; Cypriniformes; Catostomidae
Product: protein chibby homolog 1-like
Exons: 5
Coding region: 160-537 (125 amino acids)
Source: RefSeq, a predicted model, not a curated record
AGAAGAAGGAGGAGGAGGAGCGUUCCCAAGAUGGCAGACGAGUGGACUGACUUGCCUUGAAAGCAACUUUGAUAUUAUUGAACAAGCUACGCAACAGUGUACUGUGCAAUCAAAAUCAAUGCAUAAGCAGAUUAGAAAGUCAUUACUAUUUACUACAAAAUGCCUUUGUUUGGCAACACAUUCAGUCCCAAGAAAACACCACCUCGGAAGUCAGCAUCCCUUUCCAAUCUACAUACAUUGGAUCGGUCUACACGGGAGACAGAGAUAGGUCUGGAGUAUGGAGCCCCAGUAAUGAAUAUUGGUGGUCAGACCUUCAAAUUUGAAGAUGGCCAGUGGAUCACAGAGUCAGCAAGUAAUGUAUCAGGAAAAGAGGUACAGAGGUUGAAGAAGAGGAAUCUACAGUUAGAAGAGGAGAAUAAUCUUCUUAAGAUAAAGAUUGAGGUUCUUCUUGAUAUGCUUUCAGAAUCAACAGCAGAAACACAUCUAAUACUGAAGGAACUUGAAGAUAUAAAGAAUAAUUCUCGAAGAAAGAAAUGACACAAGGAAAUAAAGGCCUCACUGAUGAACUCUUUUAAAGUUCUUGUUUUUUAAAGGGAGUGUGCUUAGUAGAUUUUUUAAAUACUCUAUUUAAAUAUGUUAAACAAUUGAAUAGGUUUUAUGUAAUUGCCUUUGUCACUUUUAGGUCACUUUUUUAAUUUUCCAUUUCAUUGCCAAUUGAAUGAAUAAACAAAAAUAUUUAGGUUGACGUCAUGUCAUAUAAUCUUUGCAUAGCCUUCUAAAUAUUGUUUUCUCUUUUCUAUGCAUUGUUUUAUUAGUCUUAAAGCAUCUACAUUGUGUAUUCAAGCAAAAUACCUUCAUGACUUCCCUCGUCAUGAAACAGGGGCAUUUUAAUUAAUCAAAAUGGUCUCAGAUUACAUUAAAAGCAGCUUUAGUUUACUGAGCUUCAUGUUUAGAAUACAAUAACUUGUCACAUUUAAACCCAGUUAUACCUAAUCUUCAUUUCCACAGCCCCAGGAAGUGCUCUUGAAAGUCCUUAAACCACUCUGCAUGUGUAGAUUUAAAUGUGUAUUCAAAUCUCAGGAAACAUUACACUCUUUCUUUGGUUCAAGAGUACGAUUAGCCAAGAGCUGUGAAGGUUUAAGUAUUACUUGCAGAUUUAGGGAGAUUUUCUUAUGGCAUGUACCCUUCUUUGGUUGCACAAAAUUACUACACAUUUUUUAACUAAUACAUUGACAUGAAACCAUUCUGUUGUAAAAAAUAAAAUACAAAAUUAU